AUGGAUUUAGUGAAUCAUUUGAACGACAAGCUACUCUUUGCCAUUCCAAAGAAAGGUAGAUUAUAUGAGAAGAGUGUUUCUAUCUUAAAGGGCUCUGAUAUCAAGUUCCACCGGUCAGCAAGAUUGGAUAUUGCAAUUUCCACAAAUAUGCCUGUUGCAUUGAUUUUCUUACCAGCUGCCGACAUUCCAAUGUUUGUUGGAGAAGGUAGAUGUGACCUGGGUAUUACGGGAGUGGAUCAAGUCAGAGAAAGUGAAGUUGAUGUUAAUUUACCUAUUGAUUUACAGUUUGGGACUUGUAAGCUUCAGGUCCAGGUCCCUGUUGCCGGAGAGUAUACUUCACCAGAACAAUUAAUUGGUAAGACAAUCGUUUCCAGUUUUGUGAAUUUGACUAAAAAAUACUUCGCACAAUUGGAAGGUGUGCCUGAAUCCGAAAUGGUCACUAGGGUCAAAUACGUUGGUGGAUCCGUGGAAGCAUCUUGUGCUUUAGGUGUUGCUGACGCUAUCGUAGAUUUAGUCGAAUCUGGAGAAACCAUGCGCGCUGCUGGGUUGACCGCUAUUGCAACUGUAUUGGAUACAAGUGCACAUCUAAUCGAAUCCAAAAAUCCAAAGGGAGAUGUUGAACUUCUCAGAACUAUAAAAUCAAGAAUAGAAGGUGUCAUGACUGCUCAAAAGUACGUCAGUUGUAGUUAUAACGCUCCUGAGAACAAAUUACCUGAACUUUUAAAAAUUACUCCAGGAAGGAGAGCACCAACCAUCUCUCAAAUCAACGACAGUGGAUGGGUAGCGGUUUCAUCCAUGAUCGAAAGGAAAAACAAAGGUGAUAUUAUGGAUGACUUGAAAAAAAACGGUGCAGAAGAUAUCAUGGUAUUCGAAAUUUCUAACUGUCGUGUCUAA
Messenger RNA from Kluyveromyces lactis, 894 nucleotides. It is a transcript of the gene HIS1, whose product is annotated as ATP phosphoribosyltransferase. Gene Ontology annotation, biological process: L-histidine biosynthetic process. Gene Ontology annotation, molecular function: ATP phosphoribosyltransferase activity; magnesium ion binding. The record is from RefSeq and is a predicted model, not a curated record. Gene Ontology annotation, cellular component: cytoplasm. Lineage: Eukaryota; Fungi; Ascomycota; Saccharomycetes; Saccharomycetales; Saccharomycetaceae. The coding region runs from base 1 to 894 and encodes 297 amino acids. The transcript has a single exon.